This is a messenger RNA of Sorex araneus (European shrew), 696 nucleotides long. Its product is annotated as ras-related protein Rab-19-like. Gene Ontology annotation, molecular function: GTPase activity; GTP binding. The record is from RefSeq and is a predicted model, not a curated record. Bases 1 to 696 code for a protein of 231 amino acids. Lineage: Eukaryota; Metazoa; Chordata; Mammalia; Eulipotyphla; Soricidae. The transcript is spliced from 4 exons.
AUGGCCCUGGACGACAACUUCGACUUCCAGUUCAAGGUCAUUAUCAUCGGGGACUCUGGCGUGGGCAAGACAUGCGUGUUGCAGCACUUCGCCACCGGGGUCUACAGCGCAGCGCAGCAGAGCACCAUCAGCGUGGACUUCAUCUUGCGUUCCCUGGACAUAGACGGCAAGAAAGUGAAGAUGCAGCUGUGGGACACCGCAGGCCAGGAGAGCUACGGGGCCAUCACGCGGAGUUACUACCGCAGGGUGGACGCGGCCAUCAUAGCCUACGACGUCACGAGGCGCUCCUCCUUCGAGUCUGUUCCACACUGGAUUGACGAGGUGAAGGAGUACGGAGCCACCGACACGGUCAUCAUGCUGAUGGGGACCAAGUCUGACCAGUGGGAGAGGCGGCAGGUGCUGUUCGAGCAAGCCUGCGCAAUGGCGGAGAAGCACGGCCUCCUGGUGGCGCUCGAGACCUCGGCCAAGGAGUCCAGGAACAUCAACGAGGCCUUCGAGCUCUCGGCCAAGCCACUGAUCGCCCGCAACAGCCUGCCCGCCCUGAGCAGCGUCAACCACUCCACAGCCAUCGUGCUGGCCCCCUGCUCCCAGGGCUCCCAGGGUGAGGGGAAGCAGACCGUGUGCGCGCCCACUGAGUCCAGCAGCCCUGGGGGGUCCACGUCCAGCUCUGUCUGCACCCGGCACCGGUAUCCUUGA